UUCAAGGAACGUAUACAUAUAUUGAUAUGUCGGUCCCCUUUAAUUUUUAAUGUUGGUAUUUCUUUCUUUCUCAAACGAAUUUGUGCGAACUUUUCCGUUUCCCCUUUCGGCCAUCGCCCCCACACCUUACGUUACCUUACAGUGAAAAGCCCUUAAAAUUUAUUUUCUCCAAUUCAGAAAUAAUUAAAUAAAACUAUACCCACCAAGAAUCAUUGUAGUUUAAUCCACUCUCCAAGAACACUGCUUACUAUUUUUAUUUUUCCCUUUCUUUUUUGGGACAAAAGCUUCGUAUCCGCUUCAGAUCAAUCACACUCUGUUGGUACACAUAUCUAACACAAGAAGAGUAUGUCAAGCUCGAACAUAUCCACGCUAGCACUGCCUCCGGAUUACUCCGAACAAAGAUUUCAUCAUCAAAUCUCAACCCCAAAUCGAAACAUAAAUCAAAACCGAACUUCAUUACAAGGCCCCGUAGCAAUUCUUUGGGACAUCGAAAACUGUCCAGUUCCAAGCGAUGUCCGAUCCGAAGAUGUAGCUGGCAACAUAAGAAUGGCCUUGCGGGUACACCCUGUAAUUAACGGGGCAGUCACUAUGUUUUCAGCGUUUGGUGAUUUUAAUGCAUUUCCGAGGCGGCUAAGAGAAGGCUGCCAGAGGACAGGUGUCAAGCUCGUAGACGUACCCAACGGAAGGAAGGAUGCUGCUGACAAGGCGAUUUUGGUUGACAUGUUCCUUUUCGCCCUCGAUAACCCUCCUCCUUCCUCCAUCAUGCUUAUAUCCGGGGAUGUCGAUUUUGCCCCUGCCCUGCAUAUUCUCGGUCAGCGAGGUUACACCGUAAUUCUUGUGAUUCCUUCUGGUGUGGGGGUUUCGUCUGCUUUGAGUAACGCUGGGAGAUUUGUUUGGGAUUGGCUUAGUGUUGCCCGUGGAGAGGGGUUUCUGCCCCCUCCGAAGGCGUUGACAAUGCCUAAUAAUCAUGCUGGCUCGGCUGAGAUUUCUGGGUUUUUGAUGGGGUGUUCUAAUAAGGUCAACGACGAUGUGGAAGGUCAAAAUGAAGAGGAAUCGAUAGUGUAUAGAGGGAUUUCGAGGAGUUCGUAUAAUGCUACAAGAGAAUAUUCCACUCACUCGGAGUUUAGUAGUAGUUCUAUAUUAAUGCUGCAAAAUCGUGAGCAAAAUGACUUGGCGUGGGUCCAGCCAGGAGAUUUGAACGGUUUGAAGGGCCAAAUGGUAAAAUUGCUCGAAAUGUCUGGCGGUAGUAUGCCUUUGACCCGUUUACCCGCCGAGUACCAAAAGGUAUACGGGCGACCUCUUUAUGUUUCGGAAUACGGGGCGUUGAAGCUCGUGAAUCUCUUGAAAAAGAUGGUAGAUUCGAUUGCUAUUGAAGGGAAAGGGCAAAGAAAGACUGUUUGCCUUCGUAGCUCAAAAGGUGGAUCAAUUAAUCCUCCCGUGAUUUUGGCGAGGAGAGAGAAGAAAGGAAAAGGGGUUCAAGAAGAUGGUGGUAUUGAUGUAAUUAUAGGCGGAGGUGGUUCGUCGGACGAGUUGUCGGAUGAUGAUAGGGUGGCUGUUGAUUUGGAAACUACGGAACCUUCUCAAGUUAUUGAUUAUAAUCUCAAGAAUUUCAGAUACGAGCUACAGGAGAUUUUGGUGAGUUACUCCUGUCGGAUUUUUUUGGGUUGUUUCGAGGCGAUUUAUCAGCAGAGGUAUAAAAAGGAAUUGGAUUACGUGUUGUACGGUGUGAGUUGUUUGGAGGAGCUUUUGGAGAAGGUGAGUGAUGUGGUGGUUUUGCAAGAGGAAUCGGAGAGUAAGAGGAAGUUUUUAGUUGCUUCAUGUUAGUUAGUUGGUUUGUCUGAAAAAAAUAAGGUUUCUGAGUUUGUGUAAACCUUGUUUCUUGUUCUUGUUCUUGUCCUGUUCUCUGUUAAAUUUUGGAAGAGAGAAACUGUGACGAGUAAAUGUAAUUGUGUCUGCUUAAAUUUGUAUUAUAUUAAUAAUGAUUAUUAUUAUUAUUAUAGGAUUAUUUUUAAGUUAUUACUGUAGUAGAAAAUGGCAGAGAGAUCUUUCUGUACAUUGGCUUUCAUUUGUAUUGUUAAAGUUUAGAAUACAAGAUGAUAAUUUCAUUAUU
Erythranthe guttata (spotted monkey flower) is the source of this 2110-nucleotide messenger RNA. RefSeq names its product Putative endonuclease or glycosyl hydrolase. The record is from RefSeq and is a predicted model, not a curated record. Gene Ontology annotation, molecular function: RNA nuclease activity. Gene Ontology annotation, cellular component: peroxisome. Gene Ontology annotation, biological process: regulation of gene expression. NCBI's taxonomy places the organism in Eukaryota, Viridiplantae, Streptophyta, Magnoliopsida, Lamiales, Phrymaceae.